Molecule: messenger RNA, 6018 nt
Organism: Dicentrarchus labrax (European seabass)
Lineage: Eukaryota; Metazoa; Chordata; Actinopteri; Moronidae
Product: formin-like
Biological process (GO): actin nucleation
Cellular component (GO): actin filament; nucleus; endoplasmic reticulum membrane
Molecular function (GO): microtubule binding
Source: RefSeq, a predicted model, not a curated record
CCAAACUCUUGUCAAUCACGGCGGAAGAGCUCAGUGAAGGCAGCGGUGCGCUUUGGCUGGCUGCAGCAGCACAGAGAUGUGAAGAAUUAUUUCCCAUGCCACUAAAUCGGUAUCUGGACAGGCCAGGUGAUGAAUAGCCAGAGAUCCUACCGUGCAGUCCAAGCCCAAUCACUCUGUCUGGGGACUGACCACUCACUCAGAGCGCUUGAGUGAUUAACAUGGCACCCAUCAUGGAGGGCACACACACUGUGUUGCUCCUGUAUGCACCCAUCCGUGAGUUAAGCAACAUCAGCCUGUAUUUCCCCAAGAGGCGGGCCCCAAGCUUCAAGUACAAGAGCCGCGCCCCUCAUUCAGAAAGGGCCGGUAAUGACCAUGACUGGGGAAAGGAGGAUCUCAGAGUGUCCGAACAAAGAGUCCAGUCUUCAGACUCCUCGGGCGAACUCCUCAACUCCCAGCAGGCAACAAAGGAAGCAGUUGCAGAGCUCUGCUGGUUGGCGGCGGAGCACCACCAGUUGCUGGCGGAUCUCUUAUCGCUGUGUAGGGUUUGUGCCAACAAAGUCAGGAUGGGUAACCAGGAUGGGAAACUGCAGGAUUACAUGGAGGGUCAGGAAGUUCACCUUGGAGGUCAGAUUCUCAGCAGCAGCAGCAGCUAUUCUCUCCCCAUUCCUCCAGAGCAUAAGAGAGCUGCAUCCAAGAGCAAAAAAAUGAAGAAGUUGGGUGGCAAGAAGCUUGACAGUGCUGAGGAUUUCCUGCACAGUAAGAUGAAGAAGAGAGUUACAGGUGUAACUUCAUCUGUUGAACCUGCUCACAACAUUGUGUCCGUAUCUUCAGCCUCAGUAGUGGAGCAGAUCCCAGGUAUCCUACCGUCUGUCCAUGUCUCUGACAGCCCAGUCACCGGCUCUUACGUCAGUGCAGUCAGCAAUCCUAUCCUGCCCAUGGAGGAACCCUUCCAGAUUACUCGAGAGGGUUGGGACUUCAUGGAGGACAACCGGACAUUUGACCCUGACAUGGAUUUCUGCAGUGACUUCUCAGAGUAUGACGGUGAGCUGGGUUAUGAGUCAUCAUUUUGCAGCCUGAUGGAGGGUCUCACUCGACGGGAAAGUGGCAGCAACCUUCGCCCAAUUAAGAGGUUUAAUUCCUUGGGAGAGACAUUGUCCGAGGAUGCGUCAACAGUCAAGUCGGCUCAGCAGCUGUAUGGUGAAAUAAACCAGAGUAAUACAGGGGUCAGGGUGGUGGCCAAAGUGCAGGAUGUGGAGGGGAGAGUGCAACAUGUCAGCCAUACAAGCAAAGACGGGGCAGGGCCAGCCGUGUUGCAUCCGGAGACUAGCAGCUGCCAGCAGGAGUAUGGAAAGUGGAAAGGACAAAACAGAGACCACCUGCUGGGAGUCAAUAGAGAAAAGACGGCUAACAAGCUUUCUGAAGGGCUACGGUUGCCCCUGUGCCACACCACCGAACCGUACCCCCAAACCAAAUCCCACACAAAGAGCCCUUCUUCACCUUCACUCGCUGGGGUCUUCAACACAUCUUUCCCUGCCUCUAACAGUCUCCAGAGCAUGUCCCCGGUCCUCUCCCCUCUGUCCUCCAAGCAGGCAAGCCCACAGCUCAACCACCGCAUUGUACUCCUCUCAGAUAAGGAUGUGGACCACGAACAAGACAGCUCCAGUAACACAGACGAGCCCAAAAUCUUCACCGAGGUCAUCGACAAGAACGGCAACAAGCGGACUGUCACCCGUCUGGAUCUGAACCUCAGCAGGCGGCCAAGCAACUCCAAGUGGAACUCCUCCAGCAACUCCACAACAACAGAUGAUUCCCUCUUGCGUCAGGAUGAUAUUUGGAUGCUGGAUGGCGAUGACCCUCAGGAGCCCCUCUCCCGCAUUCCGCGCCCCGAUCACCUCGACUUCCUACGCAUCACACCGCCUGAGGAUGACAUCAUCGGGGACACACCCUACUGUCCCAAGCUGGAGUGCACGACAGAGGUCACGUCCCCUACAGACAGCGAGGACCGGACUCCCAGGCGUCUGCAGGCUGUGUGGCCCCCACCCAAAGCGAAAGAUGAGGAAGAGAAGGUGGGGCUCAAGUACACAGAGGCAGAGCACCAGGCUGCCCUGUUACAGCUGAAGAGAGAGUGCAAGGAAGAUCUGGAGAGGAUGCAUUCUGACUAUGAGCUCCAGAUCUUCCAACUGCGGGGUGAGCACGCUGUCUCAAUGUCGCACCUGGAAAGAGUCAUUGGCAAGAUGCAAAGAGACAGGGCGUACAAUACAGGCCAGGAGCGGAGAGAAGUCUGCGACGCUGCUGUCUCCACUGCAGAUGACCCGAUCCCCAAGAUCUGCCGCACUGUGGGCAUCCAGACGGACAGGGAGACCUUCAUCAGGAGCCCCGAGGGUGACGGUGGCGGGCUUGCUCAAAGCCCCAGCCAAAACAUGCCUAAAAAACUCGACUUGGACUCUAUCGAACUAAAUCUAAAAGCCGAAACAGCCCCAGGGCCUCCUGGACCACCACCGCCUCCACCUCCUCCCCCCCCCCCCCCCCCUCCCCCACCAGGCCUCUCAGGAGGACCACCACCCCCUCCUCCUCCUCCCCCUUUGCCGGGCAACAUGGGAGCUCCGCCGCCACCCCCACCACCACCUCCUCUUCCUGGUGGUGGUCCGCCACCACCACCGCCCCCGCCUCCCCCUCCUGGUCUACCUGGGGCUGGUCCACCUCCUCCUCCCCCUCCUCCAGGCUGCGGCCCACCACCUCCUCCCCCGAUGGGGGGCUUCAGUCUCGGCCAGAAUGUAGAUAAGGCCCCACGGAAACCUGCCAUUGAGCCGGCCUGUCCCAUGAAGCCUCUGUACUGGACCAGGAUCCAGAUACAGGACAAUAACAACAACACACUGUGGGGUUCCCUGGAGGAGCCAAACAUCGUCAGCACCAAUGAGUUUGAGGAUCUUUUCUCCAAGGCCACACUACAGCCGAAGAAGAAGCCCUUAUCGGACACUUAUGAGAAGAAAGCCAAAACUAAGAAGAUUAUCAAGCUCCUGGAUGGGAAGCGUUCACAAGCAGUCGGCAUCCUCAUAUCAAGCCUGCAUCUGGAGAUGAAGGACAUUCAGCAAGCUGUUCUUACUGUGGACAACUCUGUGGUGGAUUUGGAGACCAUUGAGGCUUUAUAUGAAAAUAGGGCCACCAGUGAUGAGAUGGACAAGAUAAUGAGACAUUAUGAGAAAUCGAAAGAAGAUGAAGUCAAACUGCUCGACAAACCUGAACAGUUUCUCUAUGAGCUCUCCCAGAUUCCUGACUUCGCGGGAAGAGCCCACUGCAUCAUCUUCCAGUCAGUAUUCCUCGAUACCAUCUCCUCCAUCCAUCGCAAGGUGGACAUCAUCUCCAAUGUCUGCAAAGAUCUGUUAGAGUGUAAUCAUUUGCGUGAUGUACUGGGUCUUGUUUUGGCCUUUGGCAACUAUAUGAACGGAGGGAACAGGACAAGAGGUCAGGCGGACGGCUUUGGACUGGAGAUCCUCCCCAAACUAAAGGACGUCAAGAGCAGGGACAAUCGUAUGAAUCUGGUGGAUUACGUUGUUAUAUACUACCUGCGUAAUUUUGACAAGCAUGCUGGCACAGAGAAGAGUGUGUUCCCUCUGCCAGAGCCUCAGGAUUUCUUCCAGGCUGCUCAGGUGAAGUUUGAAGACCUCACCAAGGACAUCAGGAAGCUGAAGAAAGAUCUGACUGCUUGUGAGAAGAACGUGCAGAAGGUGUGUGCUAACUCGUCAGAGGAAAACCUCCAGCCCUUCAAGGAGAAGAUGGAAGGAUUUAUCUCUGCCGCUCAAAAGGAGCACUCAGCUGAAGAGGACCGACUCAAUGUAGCACAGAAAAGGUUCCAGGACACGGUGAGCUACUUUGGGGUGAAACCAAAGUCUGGGGAGAAAGACGUAGCCCCAAGUCACGUUUUUAUGCUUUGGUACGAGUUUUGCAAUGACUUCAAGAACACCUGGAUACGACAAAACAAGAACAUCUCCAAAGAGAGGUUGAAGGAAGCUCAAGAAAACAUCAAGAAGAUCACAGCGGAGAAGAGAGUCGAAACCAAGAAGAUCAAUGCCAACAGUCUGAAAGAGAGGCUGCGGCAGAAGGAAGCCGCGGGUCCUCCAGCUGAAUGAAAUGCCACAGCAGAAGAAGAAGUAAGGCCUGCUGUCGGUAAGAAAGUCGGAGAAGAUGACAGAUCAGAAAGUGUUGCAGGCCUCAUCUCUCCUGCGUUGACCACCUGCCUCAACAACAGUGCACCGUCCUCUGUGCCCUGUAAGGACUCAAAAUAAAACCUCACCAGACUCUUUACUACUCCCACUGCCAUAUCUCUGCCCUACUAACAGCGCUGGACCCCCCCCCAGUCAAACUUUUUUCUCAUAGAAGCUUGGCCUGCAACAAGGAUGCAUGGCUGAGUGAUGAGAGUGUUAAAGGCCAAAGGUUGAUCUCAUUCAUGCAGCACGGUGUGACCUCUGAGUGCCCAGCUUGUGAAAGGUUUCAAGGGGUCAGUGGGAUUCACAACAGUGCCAGCUGACAAAUCCAUGAGGUUCCUUAUGGAUCCACGAGAGCUGAGAAACCAUUUCUAUCUGAGGUGUAGACGUAACAUCGUCAGCAGAGUGGCAAGACGUUGUUCCUGCCUGGAGAGGAAAAUCCAUGUUGACAAAACAGAUAUCUCUCUCUCUCUCUCUCUCUCUCUCUUUCUGGAAACGGUAAAAAAAAAAAAAAAAAAAAGCAGUUCCCGGUGUCGUUUUGCUGUAGCUAAUAGCUUCUCAUUCACCAUGGCUCAUUAAGAGUCUUGUAAAUAAGUCGUGUUGUGGAAUCGGCAGGGACCGUGCAGCUUUGAGGAGUAAGACGAACGAUCUCGCCGAGGCUUCAAGUGCAAAUGAAGACAUGUUGCAUAUAUAAGUGUGUGUGUGUGUGUGUGUGUACAAAUUAGUAUGCAGAGGUUUCCCUGUAUUGUAGCACUGCACCAGACUGACCUCUCCUGGGUGACGGCCAGAGAAGAGCAGAACCUGGCAGCGAGCCUCGGGCCCCCUCACACCAACACACACAACCAUGUACUUAAAAACAUUAAAAACAAGUUUUAAACCCAAGAUAUUAAAUAUACAGUAUGCACACUUGGUAAUCAUUCAUUAAAUUGCUGUGCAUCCAGUGUGUCCACCACACUUUUAAGCACUUUACUGCUUGCAGUAGUCAUCGCUCGCUAUAAGCCACCCUCCCCUGUUAUGCUUUUCAGAUGUGUCUUGCACUUUUUUGCACCUCCUUUCCUAUGCAAGGGUAUGGUUUUCUUGUUAAUACGAUUUAUUGUUUUGCUUCAUAUUGACACCCUAUUAGAGUUUUUUCUUUAUUAUUUCUAAGAAAGUGUAUUAAGCUCAAUGUUUAAUUUUUGCAAAUGUAACCACGCUCCUGCAAUGUUGAAGAAAAGUCUAUUUAUGUAAGGAAAGAUUUAUUUUAUGCCAAAAUAACGUCAGCUUUGUUCCCUUCUAGGCUGUAUUUUUAUGAGAUGUAAUCGACUGAGAAGCUGCCUGAUAGGUCCGCUAGAUGAAAGAUAUAUUGUUGUGCCCACUAAUUUCCAAGAAAUAGUAGUUUGAAUAGAAUGAAGACUGUUCUUCUUGAAAAUCUGUUUUUUGGUUUUGGAGAGAUGAAGUGUAUAUUUUGGGUAUUGAGAACAUUUGCGCAUAUCACCUGAAGCCAUGUGAGUUGAUAUACCUCAGACAGACUUCCAUUAUCAGAGUAUCCGUAAAAGCUGCACCUUGAAUUGCUUUUAUACCCUCCAAAGUCUUUCACGUGUGCCAUUUAUUUUGUAUAAAGAAAACUAGAUAUUUCAGAACUUUAAACUGCUAUGUUUUACUUCAGAGGGUUUGAAAAAGAAAACAAAGAGCUGAUACUGACCAAGGAACUGCUGUAGCCUCUACUGUAUGUAUGUCAGUUUAUGUAACCUUCAAUAGCUCUCAUAUAGGUGCUCUGUAAUUUUAUGGAAUUGUUUUAAAUUUCAAGAAUAAACUACUGGAUGCCGAACAAACUGGA